AUGUUUAUACAAUAUCGUCCUCGGCAGGCGCCGUUCUGGAUCGGCGUUCUUUGGCUAGGAUCUUUAGACUGGGUUGGCAUGGUUGAAUCCUAUCUUACAACUUUGGAAGAACAACCGGAAUUUACUCACGCGUCGCAACCUGAUUCUGUUGCAGCUGCAUGGCUUGGCUGUAGGCAGUCAUUUUUAGAUGAAGUUGGACUGGGCUGCUAUGAAGAGAACGGCACGAGGAUGCUAUCUAAUAGUGAUCUUACCCGCCUUCGUUUCAACCAUCGUUACCUUGCGAAUGCGGAGGAGUUGCUGUACGGUUGGCAGCCUUUCGGAAGUACAUCAAUUAACGAGAUUGAACCGGAGCUACAUCAGUACUUGGAUCUCUGGCGUGCCCGAGAGUAUCACAGUUGGGUUUGGAUUCUGGGAGAUGAGAAGCGAUGUUUUUAUAUGUAUGUGAUUGACAAAACACAAGCACAAGAGACGCCGAAUACAAAAAGCACAAAUGAAACAAUGAACAAGUUCCCGCCGAUCGAAUCUUAUCCUUCCAGAGAAGCCACAUCUCGAGUGUUGGCAUGGGCAUCAAGAGAUGCCUCUGGCGACCAGAUCAAUCUACCAAAACAUCCAUGGUUAAUCGACUAA
Molecule: messenger RNA, 627 nt
Organism: Pseudogymnoascus destructans
Lineage: Eukaryota; Fungi; Ascomycota; Leotiomycetes; Thelebolales; Thelebolaceae
Exons: 1
Coding region: 1-627 (208 amino acids)
Source: RefSeq, a predicted model, not a curated record